ACUUCUUGCAGGAAAGUACCACUCUAAAAAUGGACUUUUCCUAGCAACUAUUCCAGUCUCUUCUCCCACCUACUGACCUCUGCUGCCUAUGUCUCAGAUCUUACUGUCGCUUCACUAAGAGUUGAGGCCUGCUAGGCUGAAGGGAGCAGCAGGAUGCUUCGGUGGUCUGCCAUUUGGGGGCUGUCGCUUCCUCGGAUCUUCCCCUCCUUGCUAGUGGUGGUCGCCUUGGUGGGCCUGUUACCGGUCCUCAGCCCCACAGCCAGCACCAUCCCAGGGUCUGAGCCACCCCGAGAACGCUCGAUUGGGGAUGUCACCACUGCCCCACCGGAGACACCACACCACCCAGUGAGCUACCCUGUGAACCAUUCCGUGGAACAUGGCUCCAAGCAUAGAAAGGCCUUUCCAGUCCUGGGCAUCGACUAUACACACGUGCGCACACCCUUUGAGAUCUCCCUCUGGAUCCUGCUGGCCUGCCUCAUGAAAAUAGGUUUCCAUGUGAUCCCCACUAUCUCAAGCAUCGUCCCGGAGAGCUGCCUGCUGAUCGUGGUGGGGCUGCUGGUGGGGGGCCUGAUCAAGGGCGUGGGCGAGACGCCCCCCUUCCUGCAGUCAGAUGUCUUCUUCCUCUUCCUGCUGCCACCCAUCAUCCUGGACGCGGGCUACUUCCUGCCCCUGAGGCAGUUCACAGAGAACCUGGGCACCAUCCUGAUCUUCGCUGUGGUGGGCACACUGUGGAAUGCCUUCUUCUUGGGCGGCCUCAUGUUUGCCGUGUGCCAGGUGGGCGGUGAGCAGAUCAACAACAUCGGCCUGCUGGACACCCUGCUCUUCGGCAGCAUUAUCUCGGCUGUGGACCCGGUGGCUGUGCUGGCUGUCUUUGAGGAGAUCCACAUCAAUGAGCUGCUGCACAUCCUGGUCUUCGGGGAAUCACUGCUCAAUGACGCCGUCACUGUGGUCCUGUAUCACCUCUUUGAGGAGUUUGCCAACUAUGACCGCGUGGGCAUUGUGGACAUCGUUCUCGGCUUCCUGAGUUUCUUCGUGGUGGCUCUGGGCGGGGUGUUCGUCGGUGUGGUCUACGGCAUCGUGGCAGCCUUCACCUCUCGGUUCACCGCCCACAUCCGCGUCAUUGAGCCGCUCUUCGUCUUCCUCUACAGCUACAUGGCCUACCUGUCAGCGGAGCUGUUCCACCUGUCGGGCAUCAUGGCACUCAUCGCCUCAGGAGUGGUCAUGCGUCCCUACGUGGAGGCCAACAUCUCCCACAAGUCCCACACCACCAUCAAGUAUUUCCUGAAGAUGUGGAGCAGUGUCAGCGAGACUCUCAUCUUCAUCUUUCUUGGCGUCUCUACUGUGGCUGGCUCCCACCACUGGAACUGGACCUUCGUCAUCUGCACCCUGCUCUUCUGCCUCGUCGCCCGGGUGCUGGGUGUGCUGGGCCUGACUUGGUUCAUAAACAAGUUCCGCAUUGUGAAGCUGACCCCCAAGGACCAGUUCAUCAUUGCCUAUGGGGGCCUGCGAGGGGCCAUCGCCUUCUCCCUGGGCUACCUCCUAGACAAGAAGCACUUCCCCAUGUGUGAGCUGUUCCUCACUGCCAUCAUCACUGUCAUCUUCUUCACCGUCUUUGUACAGGGCAUGACCAUUCGGCCGCUGGUAGAUCUGUUGGCUGUGAAGAAAAAGCAGGAAACGAAACGCUCCAUCAAUGAGGAGAUUCACACACAGUUCCUGGACCACCUUCUGACAGGCAUUGAGGACAUCUGUGGCCACUACGGCCACCACCACUGGAAGGACAAGCUCAACCGCUUUAAUAAGAAGUAUGUGAAGAAGUGCCUGAUAGCCGGCGAGCGCUCCAAGGAGCCUCAGCUCAUCGCCUUCUACCACAAGAUGGAGAUGAAGCAGGCCAUCGAGCUGGUGGAAAGUGGGGGCAUGGGCAAGAUCCCUUCCGCUGUCUCCACAGUCUCCAUGCAGAACAUCCACCCCAAGUCCCUACCUGCUGAGCGCAUCCUGCCAGCACUGUCUAAGGACAAGGAGGAGGAGAUCCGAAAAAUCCUGAGGAACAACCUGCAGAAAACCAGGCAGCGAUUGCGGUCCUACAACAGACACACACUGGUGGCUGACCCCUACGAGGAGGCCUGGAACCAGAUGCUGCUCCGGAGACAAAAGGCCCGGCAGCUGGAACAGAAGAUGAACAACUACCUGACGGUGCCUGCCCACAAGCUGGACUCACCAACCAUGUCUCGUGCUCGCAUUGGCUCAGACCCGCUGGCCUACGAGCCGAAGGCAGACUUGCCGGUCAUCACUAUCGACCCAGCCUCGCCACAGUCGCCUGAGUCUGUGGACCUGGUGAACGAGGAGCUGAAGGGCAAGGUCUUGGGGCUGAACCGGGAUCCAGUCACAGUGGCCGAGAAUGAGGAUGAUGACGACGACAGGGGCAUUAUGAUGCGGAACAAGGAGCCUUCAUCCCCAGGCACUGACGACGUCUUCACCCCUGGGCCGAGUGACAGCCCUAGCUCCCAGAGGAUACAGCGCUGCCUCAGUGACCCAGGCCCCCACCCCGAGCCUGGGGAAGGAGAGCCUUUCAUCCCCAAGGCACAGUAGCACCAGGGCAGGGGUGGCGCCCAUCCCACCACAGACUCCCACCAGAGCAGGGGCUGGAAGGGACCUGGGGGACUCCCUUCUAGCUUCCUGAGCUGGACUGGUCCUGCCCUACCCCCACCGCAUGGCAGCUGGGCCCACAGCCCCCACGCAGCACGGCUUCCCCUGCCUCCUGGGAAGCGGCCCCUGAUCCACCGGAACUGCCUUCCCAAUCCACUUGGCAG
Molecule: messenger RNA, 2807 nt
Organism: Octodon degus (degu)
Lineage: Eukaryota; Metazoa; Chordata; Mammalia; Rodentia; Octodontidae
Gene: Slc9a1
Product: solute carrier family 9 member A1
Exons: 12
Coding region: 154-2586 (810 amino acids)
Biological process (GO): sodium ion transport; proton transmembrane transport; regulation of pH
Cellular component (GO): membrane
Molecular function (GO): sodium:proton antiporter activity
Source: RefSeq, a predicted model, not a curated record